Guillardia theta CCMP2712 is the source of this 873-nucleotide messenger RNA. RefSeq lists its product as hypothetical. The transcript has 3 exons. Lineage: Eukaryota; Cryptophyceae; Pyrenomonadales; Geminigeraceae. The record is from RefSeq and is a predicted model, not a curated record. The annotation marks the transcript as partial.
UCAUGUAUCCCGUGUCCUGCAGGAUCUUUUGCUGGAAUUGGUGCAACUUUUUGUGCGACUUGUACUGUGGGCAAUUACUGUGUAGACGGUGUAGAGUUUGAAUGUCCAACCGGAACUUAUUCUGCUGGGAAUCAGACUGCUUGUUAUGAAUGUCCAGCUGGAUUUCGUUGUGGAUCCGUCGAUGCAUUACCUUCAGUUUGUAUCCCUGGCACAUUUUCAUCUGCUGGUAACAUCAAUUGUAUACCUUGUCCUGAAAAUCAAUGGUCGUUGAGUGGUGCGACAUCGUGCUUGGAUUGUGCGGAUGGGAUGUUUGCUAAUAAGACUCAGUGUAUUCCUUAUUGCCCAAGGGGAACGUAUUCAUCUUAUCAUUCUUCAACGUGUACAGCGUGUAAUCCUGGCAAGUACGCACCAAACAAUGCUUCAACGUGCUCCGCUUGUCCUCAAGGAUUUUCUUGUUCAAAUGGUUCUAGCAUUCCUGUAGCAUGUGCUGCGGGAACAUUCUCAGCAUCAAGUUUUAGCUCAUGCAGCAAGUGUCCAGAUGGCAUGUACUCCGCAAACAUAGCAACCUCAUGUAUGGGAUGUCCAUCUGGCAAAAAAUGCGUAGGGGGACUAGCCUUCGACUGCCCUCCUGGAACAUAUUCAAAAAGCUCUCACUUUUCCAUUGAAGGUUCAGCGUUCUGUACAGUGUGCCCUCCUGGAAGUGAAUGCCCCUGGGUGGGUAUGAGUUUCCCGUUGUUCUGUUCUGAGGGAACAUGGAGCGCUGAGAACAGCACAAGUUGUGCAGAAUGUCCCGCUGGUUCCAUGUGCAAAGAUUCUGCCUCAGAACCAGCCAUGUGUACAGAAGGAAGCUGGUCACUUGCAGGGUCUACAUUU